UGACCCUAGCAACGUUUGCUCCGCAGGCCUCUCGCCCACCUGCCACGGCACCCAGCCGACCUACUCUCUCCUGUGCCAGGAACAUGCUGCCAUCGGCACUAUGCCCUAUCAGUACCCAGCACUGACCCCGGAGCAGAAAAAGGAGCUGUCUGACAUCGCUCACCGAAUUGUGGCUCCGGGCAAGGGCAUCUUGGCUGCAGAUGAGUCCACCGGAAGCAUUGCCAAGCGGCUGGAGUCCAUCGGCGCCGAGAACACCGAGGAGAACCGACGCUUCUACCGCCAGCUGCUGCUGACUGCAGACGACCGUGUGAACCCCUGCAUUGGGGGCGUGAUCCUCUUCCACGAAACACUGUACCAGAAGGCAGAUGAUGGACGUUCCUUCCCCCAAGUUAUCAAGUCCAAGGGUGGUGUUGUGGGCAUUAAAGUAGACAAGGGCGUGGUGCCCCUGGCAGGAACCAAUGGCGAGACCACCACCCAGGGGCUGGAUGACCUGUCUGAACGCUGUGCCCAGUACAAGAAGGAUGGAGCCGACUUCGCCAAGUGGCGCUGUGUGCUGAAGAUUGGGGAACACACCCCUUCAGCCCUUGCCAUCAUGGAAAACGCCAAUGUUCUGGCCCGUUACGCCAGCAUCUGCCAGCAGAAUGGCAUUGUACCCAUUGUGGAGCCCGAAAUCCUCCCUGAUGGGGACCAUGACUUGAAGCGCUGCCAGUAUGUAACCGAGAAGGUACUGGCUGCUGUCUACAAGGCUCUGAGCGACCACCAUAUCUACCUGGAGGGCACCUUGCUGAAGCCCAACAUGGUCACCCCAGGCCAUGCUUGCACCCAGAAAUUUUCCAACGAGGAGAUUGCCAUGGCAACCAUCACAGCACUUCGUCGCACAGUGCCCCCUGCUGUCCCUGGGGUCACUUUCCUGUCUGGAGGGCAGAGUGAGGAAGAGGCGUCCAUCAACCUCAAUGCUAUCAACAAGUGCCCCCUGCUGAAGCCGUGGGCCUUGACUUUCUCCUAUGGCCGAGCCCUGCAGGCCUCUGCUCUGAAGGCCUGGGGUGGGAAGAAGGAGAACGUGAAGGCUGCCCAGGAGGAAUUCAUUAAGCGUGCCCUGGCCAACAGCCUCGCUUGCCAAGGAAAGUACACUCCAAGUGGUCAGUCAGGGGAGGCAGCCAGCGCAUCCCUCUUCAUCUCUAACCACGCCUACUGAGCAGAGGCAGCCUAAGGCUGCCCCUCCAACACCCCAGGCCCCUGCCAUCCCGUUUGCUCUUGAGGAGGAGGCCUCGGGCUCUCUCCCCGUCAAUCACUCUUGGGGCCCCUCACGAUUUUGGUGUGCGGUAUUGUCUGUGAAUGCUGACUCCGCCAUCCCUUCUAGCCCACUGCUAAUCAACUGUAUAAGGGGAGUCUCUCGGAGACUCGUUGGGGGUUGGGGGGGACAAUCAAAUCUUGUUCAAAGUCUGUCUCUCAUAGCACUUAAAGCUUUCCCGCUGCUGCAGCCCGGUGUGUUUUUAAAGUCUGCGUCAAACAGGUGUUUCUUAGCUCCCUUCCUUGUGUCUAGGCCUACUGUAAACUUGGAAAAUUGAGCUGUUCUGUCAGUCAUCACCUGCCAAGCCUCGAGUCUACAUAUCAGCAAAUGUGCUUCGGUUUAACUAUCUUGUCACCGUCAUAAGAGAAAUAAACAUACAAAAUAAACGCAUCUCAAUGCAUA
Messenger RNA from Peromyscus eremicus (cactus mouse), 1693 nucleotides. Its product is annotated as fructose-bisphosphate aldolase A-like. Gene Ontology annotation, cellular component: cytosol. Bases 101 to 1195 code for a protein of 364 amino acids. Gene Ontology annotation, molecular function: fructose-bisphosphate aldolase activity. The record is from RefSeq and is a predicted model, not a curated record. The transcript has a single exon. Gene Ontology annotation, biological process: fructose 1,6-bisphosphate metabolic process; glycolytic process. NCBI's taxonomy places the organism in Eukaryota, Metazoa, Chordata, Mammalia, Rodentia, Cricetidae.